Aspergillus costaricaensis CBS 115574 is the source of this 1128-nucleotide messenger RNA. RefSeq names its product glycoside hydrolase family 71 protein. Gene Ontology annotation, biological process: mating projection tip cell wall disassembly. The transcript is spliced from 7 exons. The coding region runs from base 1 to 1128 and encodes 375 amino acids. Gene Ontology annotation, molecular function: glucan endo-1,3-alpha-glucosidase activity. Lineage: Eukaryota; Fungi; Ascomycota; Eurotiomycetes; Eurotiales; Aspergillaceae. The record is from RefSeq and is a predicted model, not a curated record.
AUGGCACUUGACAUGAAGAGCUCGUUGCUCCUAAGCAUUCUAGCAAUAUGGCUGGGUGUCUGCCGUGUACAGACCACAGCAGUCUUCGCACAUUUCAUAGUCACUAACACCCAAAAUUUCACAACUGAAGACUGGGAAAUUAAUAUGGUAUUCGCUCAGCAAGCGCAUAUUGAUGCUUUCGCCCUAAAUAUGGCAUACAGUGACCCCACAAAUGAACCUUCUUUGGUCAAUGCUUUUAAGACAGCCAGCGUUGUGGGAUUUCAGUUAUUCUUCUCCUUUAACUAUGCAGGAAAUGGCGCCUGGCCAAAGAGCACUGUCAUUAACCUGCUCACUAAGUAUGGAUCAAAUAACCACUAUUACCAAUACAAGGGGAAGCCCUUCGUGUCGACCUUCAAAGGGCCACAAAGCUGUUAUUUUGUUCCCGACUGGUCUUCCUUAGGUACCAAGGCGGCGCUUAAGGCUUCUCCAGGUGUCCCUGAUGGCCUAUUCUCUUGGGCGGGGUGGCCAUGGGGACCCAAUGAUAUGGAUACCUAUAUAGAUACUUCUUACAUGCAGUAUCUAGACGGAAAACCGUACAUAAUACCUGUCUCACCCUGGUUCUACACCAAUCUACCAGGCAAGUCUCAUUACAUCGGGCCCUUACACGAGAAUGCCUACACUGCUUUCGAUAUUGGCACGGCUACAAUCACAAAAGAAGGCAUCCAGGUUUGGUUUCGCAGAGCCCCAGCUGCAGCUUGCACCAACGGUGGAACCAGCAGCAAUACCAUUACCCAAUUCCAGAUCGAGUUCCCCCCGACAGAGAUCCUAAAGGAUAGGGUCUUUUACUCAGCUCUCUUAAGUUCUCCAGCCGAUGUCUCUUCUGAUACUCCAGAUGGCGGGAUUAGCAUUUAUUAUGGCAGUGUCCCGUUCAAUGGGAAUACCGGCCAGGUCGUUGUGACUAUCUCACAUAAUGGUGCUGUCAUUGCAUCGAUGGAAGGUGAAUCAAUUAAUACUUCUAUUUAUCUGGGUGGCAUCCAGAACUGGAAUCCUUGGAUAAGGACCACCUUCGCAGACACCACAAUUUCUACCACCCCAGAGUUGAGGAUCAUCUCUGUGGAUUCAGUUGCUCUUAUGAAUAUUACCCGGUAG